UCGUACGGUUUUAGUUCGCACCUCUACCUCAGGACAUCCCAAUGCCACUAGAGCCUCGGAGAAACGCAACGGGACAGCGGACGCCAAGGAUCCUCAAGGGUGUUUCAUAAAGCGUAAUCUGGUACCAUAUUUUAUCCCUUAAUGCCGAUACAGAACUCAUGCGAACUUUUCACAGCAGCGUGAUCCCAUUUUGUAAUUUCAUUGAGUAUGGGAAUGAGUUUGAGACGCUCGCUUCGCACCGCAGUUUUGCUGGGCUGUGUUAUAAUUUACAGCAAUGUGGUAUGUCCCGUGGAUGCCUACCUUUACAACAAUCGCUACGCUGGUGACCAGGUCUUCAGAAUCACACCAGACAGCCUCAAAGAUGUUGAGCUACUGCAGAAACUCUUUCAGAACAUGACCGUAGACCUGUGGCAGCCCAAUAGUGCCUCCCUGAUGCAGGAGGGCAGUCCAGUGGACGUCCACGUGGGUCGAACGCUCACUCAAGGUCUGCACCUUCAUCUCCAGCAGAAGCACAUCCAGCAUAAGGUGCUUAUCCCCAACCUUCAAAAGGAAAUCGAAAAGCAGACGGGAUAUCGGUCCGCAAGAAAGCGCCGCUCGGUGUUGCAGUACGAUUACGAGGUCUAUCACUCUCUAGAAGAGAUCCAGAGCUGGAUGUUUGAGAUGAACAGGACCCACUCACACCUGCUGGACAUGUUUUCAGUGGGCAGAUCCUAUGAGGGUCGGCCGCUCUAUGUGCUUCAGUUGGGAAAGAGAGGGCGGCCGUACAGGAAGGCGGUGUGGAUUGAUUGUGGGGUCCACGCUCGGGAGUGGAUCGGACCAGCGUUCUGCCAGUGGUUUGUCAGAGAGGCGCUGAACUCAUAUCAGCAUGACUCCGGCAUGAGACGUCUGAUGAAUCAGCUUGCCUUCUACAUCAUGCCCGUGCUCAAUGUAGAUGGUUACCACUACAGCUGGACAACCGAUCGAUUCUGGAGGAAAACACGCUCCAAAAAUCACAAGUAUCAUUGCCGUGGCGUGGAUGCCAACCGGAACUGGAAAGUGAAGUGGUGUGAGGAAGGAGCCUCCUCCCACCCCUGUGAUGAGACGUACUGCGGGCCGAGCCCAGAGUCAGAGCCAGAGGUAAAGGCCGUGGCCAAGUUCCUGCGCAAGCACAGGAAGCAAGUCAAAGCCUACAUCUCCAUCCAUGCCUACGCCCAGAUGCUGCUUUACCCCUACUCCUACAAAUACACCAUGAUCCCCAACUUCAACUGUGUGGAAUCUGCCGCUCAUAACGCAGUAACGGCGUUGUAUUCUGCCUAUGGAGUUCGAUACCGAUACGGACCUGCCUCAACUACUUUGUAUGUGAGUUCUGGGAGCUCCAUGGACUGGGCCUACAAGAACGGGAUCCAAUAUGCCUUUGCGUUCGAGCUGCGCGACACAGGCUACUUUGGCUUCCUCCUGCCCGAGGCACAGAUCAACCCCACGUGCACUGAGACCAUGAGGGCCGUGAAGGCCAUCGCCUCGGGGCUACUGAAGAAGUGUGCUGUCUGAGGACCAGAUUUACAGUGAAUUACAGACUAUGACCCUCUCAAAGGUGACAAAAGUAACUGAUGUGUGUUUGUGUAGGAGGUGGUUUUUACACUUUUUAACUGUCUUGUACUGUCUAGGUUUUUCUUACACCACCCCCCCUCCCCUUACCUUCACACUGUAACCUGGGGGUAGCCCUCUUCACAGCCUGCCUCUUCUUCACACGCCUGGGCCCCUUUGCUCUCAGCCACCUAAGGAUAGUCAAACUGUGAAUGCGAUUGGUAUGGUGCUCAACUGGUGGUCAUUGGCUGAUAGAUAUUCAAUGCAGUGUCAGCUAAAAGAUGCCUAACCAGUACAAGAUUGGCAGUACACCCAUCCUGUGCUCAUUACCAUGGCAACGGGGGAGUGGUAGCCAAAGGGUCUUUUUAGUGUAAUUACCCACAGGUCAUCUUUAACAGCAACUUUCAUGUACUGCCAAUCUAGCGAUCUCAACCUCAGGCUUUUUUUUUUCGGUGUCCACAUAAAAUGACUAGAGGAACUGUUCUACCUUACAUAAUCAGUUGGGUUGUUUAUUUUCAUUUAUAUGCAAAUUCAGAGAUUCAGAGAACCCUUUUUGUAGGCUACUUAAAGUAAAAGGUUAAAAGGGGUUUAACCUUUUUUGAUAAUCUAUAAUAUGCCAAAUAACGCUUGUUAGUAUAGGGUGAUCACAAGCACUUGAGGUCACAACUUACUGACAAUGAUGGUGUCAGCACAUUGAGAUUAUUCUGGUUUACAGAGCACUUUUAUCUCUUUGGAUUGUCUUGAAUUUUUUAAAUGCUGCAAACAACAACAUAAAGCUAAGCAAUUUGUGGUGUGUAAAUAAUAUACUUACCUAUAUUUUUGUAAAACACCAAGGAAAUUUUUCAGGGACAGCUGAAUGUUUCUCACAUAGUCUAGAAACUACAUUAGUAUUGUACACAAUUACAUGCACAUUCACUGUGUUUCUUUGACAAUUGCCAUAUCACGCUAGAAAUGCCAUAUUAGCGAUCCUAAUGAUUAGGUCUUAGCCUUAAAUACAAUCACAGUAUAUGUUUGAGACCUGUACAUUCGUGACAGAAAGUGGGUCUAUUUAUGCAUCCCUUUUGCCAACACUACAUGUAUUGUUUUGAGUUUAUUUGAGCUUGACAGAUAACAGAUGCUAGGAACAAUCAGCAACUGUUGGAACUGCAUGAAAAGAAGCCUGGGUGUACCAACUGACUGGGGUAAAAAGCAAGGAUUCUAGAAAAGAUUUAUCUCACAUGAAAUGUAUGCAGUCAUUGUAAAUGCCACAUAAAGACUUUGUUGUAGACAAUGUUUUGAAAUCGAGAGACACCUGUUUUGUCUGUGAAACAGCAGUGUUUACUUCACUUGAGAAGGCUGCUCUCAGUGAGUACUCACUCAUAACAAGAAUGUGUCAACGUGUCUCCUCAAAACUAUUUUGUAAUAAAUGUAUUUUAUUCUUUUAUA
Molecule: messenger RNA, 2988 nt
Organism: Alosa alosa (allis shad)
Lineage: Eukaryota; Metazoa; Chordata; Actinopteri; Clupeiformes; Clupeidae
Gene: cpa6
Product: carboxypeptidase A6
Exons: 11
Coding region: 208-1527 (439 amino acids)
Biological process (GO): proteolysis
Molecular function (GO): metallocarboxypeptidase activity; zinc ion binding
Source: RefSeq, a predicted model, not a curated record